Molecule: messenger RNA, 2356 nt
Organism: Perca fluviatilis (European perch)
Lineage: Eukaryota; Metazoa; Chordata; Actinopteri; Perciformes; Percidae
Gene: marchf5l
Product: membrane-associated ring finger (C3HC4) 5, like
Exons: 7
Coding region: 235-1110 (291 amino acids)
Molecular function (GO): zinc ion binding
Source: RefSeq, a predicted model, not a curated record
UAUAAACCGACAAAUGUGAAGUUAACGCUAACUAGUUAGCUUAAUGUAAAACUGCACCUUAGCAAAAGUUGACGUUAGCUAUCUCCUGUUAGCAUCAACUUAUAUUGACGUAGGUGAGCUCGUGCCGACAAACGUUAAAAGUCCGUUAAAUCGAGAGAACGGGGCUUUGGGGUACCUUGCUGCGGUCUGAUGGGUUCAUGUUAACGGCCAGCAGAGCGCAGCCCGUUCAGCGCCAUGGCCCUCGCCGAGGAGCAGCCGGAGAAACACUGUUGGGUGUGUUUUGCCACGGAGCGAGACGACCACAGCGCGGAGUGGGUGAGCCCCUGCAGGUGUAAAGGCUGCACUAAAUGGAUCCACCAGGCCUGUCUGCAGCGCUGGCUGGACGAGAAGCAGAAAGGAAACAGCAGCGGAGCGGUCAGCUGUCCCCAGUGUGGCACUGAAUACCACAUUACCUUCCCCAAGAUGGGCCCGUUGGUGUAUUUCCUCCAGCAGGUGGACCGAGCUCUGACCCGGGCCAGUCCGUUCGCUGCCGUCGGGGUGGUGGUCGGGACCGUGUACUGGUCUGCCGUCACAUACGGAGCUGUGACCGUCAUGCAGGUUGUGGGUCAUAAGAAGGGUCUGUAUGUGAUGGAGCGAGCCGACCCUCUCUUCCUGCUCAUGGGCCUGCCCACCAUCCCCGUGGUGCUGGUGCUGGGGAAGAUGUUCCGCUGGGAGGAUUAUCUGGUGAGGCUGUGGCAGAAAUACUCCUACAAAGGGAAGCUCCCACCAGGUGGCCGGCGCUACGUUCCCCGGGUCCCUGGUGACGGGUUCGGCGCCGGAGAUCACCUCUCCGUGUCCAGGACUCUGUGUGGAGCGCUGGUCUUCCCCUCCAUCGCCAGUCUGGUGGGACGCCUGCUGUUCAGACGCAUGCCCUCUAAUCUGCAGCGCACUGUGCUGGGCGGCAUCGCGUUUGUGUUGAUUAAGGGAGCGCUGAAGGUGUAUUUCAAACAGCAGCAGUGCGUCAUGCAGAGCAGCCGGAACAUCCUCAACUACCCCGAGAGGAACGGAGACGGACAGAACGACGGUGGAGAGGACGACACGGAGGACACAGAGGACAGUGGAAACGAAUAGUUUCACUAACGUGGAGAGAGAGAGAGAGAACUGUGAGGGCAGACAUGGUGGUUCAAAAGCAAAAUGUAUUUAACUAUAAAACACAAAGGUGAGUGCUUGUGUAGAGGAGGAGGGGAGUUUGGGUCAGAAGAUAUGAGAAACUAAAGAGAAAAUUCAGUAUGUUUCACUAACGUGGAGAGAGAGAGAGAGAGAACUGUGAGGGCAGACAUGGUGGUUCAAAAGCAAAAUGUAUUUAACUAUAAAACACAAAGGUGAGUGCUUGUGUAGAGGAGGAGGGGAGUUUGGGUCAGAAGAUAUGAGAAACUAAAGAGAAAAUUCAGUAUGUUUUUUCAACCUGGACCCUAAUUUCCCAUGCAUUGGGGUCUUGAUGUCUAAUGUGUCUCUAGACGUUAAAUAAGCCGGCUUUCACUACUGAACUUUUUGUUAAAUUCACACAGAUACAGAAACGUUAGGAUGCUGUUAAAACUAGAAGGGCACAUAAGACAUAACCUGGCUCACAAUGUAAAUGCAGUUGGAGUUCACCUGGCCGGGAACUCAUUUUCCCAAUUAUCCCGACACCACAUGAAAGCAGCACAUACACCCUAUCUUGUAAUGAAUCUGUGUAUCUGCCGCCGUAAUUCAGAUCCACACACACACACACACACACACACACACACACACACACACACACACACACACACACACACACAUCCCCACACACAUACGCACACACACUCCCCCACACAUAUACACACACGCACACACUCCCCACACACAUACGCACACACACUCCCCACACACAUAUACACACGCACACACUCCCCACACACAUACGCACACACACUCCCCACACACAUACACACACGCUGCCUAAUGUAUCUCCCGUUUUGAUUACAUUUAUGAUUUAAUUUGAUAUCAAUCAGGUUAGGGGAAUUACCAGUUCAUCUUGGAUAUAACAGAGAUUCUCAGAGAACUUCUGCUGUAAAUUGUACCAACAAGAAGCAAACCCUCAGAUAUUUAAAUAAUGCAGCGGGUUAAUGUUUACAUUAACAACUGACCGCUGAAAAGUUUGAUUAAAGGACUUUUUACUUCUGCAUCCAUGGUGAAAAGGCAGAUAUUAAAAGAUCCAUUUCCGGAUAAAUUAAUGGAUAUCAGUUCACUCUAACAAUGAUCAUUUUAACCCAGCCAGCCUCUGUAAAUGCAUAUUCUGCACCUGGUGUUUUGAGUGCAUGUCUGAUGCAGUCUGAUAUAAAUUCUUUCUCACGUA